AUGGCAUUUAGUGCCAUGACGCAGGAUGACAUCGCCAAGAGAAUGAGUGUAGACAGAGCAGACAAGAGGUUCAAGUCCUUAGCUGAAGUCAUUCUCCAGCGAUUUUGCAAAGGUGUUUCUCUGACGCAUCAGUCUCCUGCGCUGGGCGAACACGGCUCUGAGAGGCUGGCGCCCAGGCAUGGGCCGAGCAGCCAGCCCCCUCCAGCUCAGGAAAAGCCGCAGGAGCUAACGGCCCCGGCGGGAGCGGGCCGUCAGUUUCUUUGCUCGAACCCCCUCGGUGCGGGCGGUAGUUACGGAGGGGACGGAGGGGCCAGAAGUGCGGGACCCAGCCUCGCCGAGCUCCCCGCCGCUGCCGAGGGGGACCGCGCAGCACGACCCGGCGACCCGGCGCGCCUCGUCCCUCUGGCCGCGGGGACGCUCGGCGCCCUGGAGCCAGAUUCCAGCCAGAUUAUGGCAGAUCAUAGCCACAUGCAUGAGCAGCUGGAGCUACAGAAUGGGAGCUUAGAGGGAGGCCCUGUGAUGCAUGACCUCGAGAACGGCACCCAGGACGUGAUGGAGAGCCUAAGCCCAAAGAAAUACUCUUCCAGCCUGAGAUUUAAAGCCAACGGAGACUAUUCUGGGUCAUAUUUAACCCUCUCGCAACCUGUGCCUGCAAAAAGGAGCCCUUCUCCUUUGGGAACUAAUGUCAGAAGUAACCCCUCUCUGGCCAAAAUCCAGGGAAGUAAGCAGUUCUCUUGUGAUGGAACUGACAAAAGUAUGUCCCUGAAACAUCCCACUCCCUUACUCAGCACUACCACCUCCCUGAGUGGAUAUCCACUUGGGAGAGCAGACUUGGAUCCUUAUACUGGCCGGGAUAGUGAAAGGUCCUUGAGACUCUCAGAGAAGCCUCCCUAUUCCAAAUAUAGCUCAAGGAAUAAAUCACAUGACAAUGUCUACUUUCUUGGAGGGCUGGAAGGUCGAAAGGCAUCUGGCUCACUCCUGGCCAUGUGGAAUGGAGGUUCACUGAGUGACAGUGGCCCCUCACCCACCAGCAAAUCAGGGGCGGCAAGCAUGCCUUCUAGCCCAAAGCAAGCCAGAAAAAUGAACAUUCAGGAUCACCUGACUCUUCAGCCCAAGUUAACCAGACACAAGGAACUAGCACCCGAAAACACCAGUUUAAGAACUAGGAAAUAUUCGGGCAGCAGCCUGAGUCACAUGGGAGCCUAUAGCCGAUCGCUUCCCAGGUUGUACAGAGCCACAGAGAACCAGCUGACACCUCUCAGUCUGCCUCCAAGAAACUCUCUGGGCAAUUCCAAACACGCGAAGCUGGGCGAAAAGGAUCUACCUCAUAGCGUAAUAGACAAUGACAAUUACCUUAAUUUUUCUUCUUUAAGCUCAGGGGCUUUACCCUACAAAACCUCUGUGUCUGAGGGCAAUCCCUAUGUGAGCUCCACCCUCAGUGUCCCUGCAAGUCCUCGAGUGGCUCGGAAGAUGCUUCUGGCCUCCACCUCCUCCUGUGCCUCUGAUGAUUUUGAUAGGGCUUCAUAUACGGGGACCAGCCCAGGUCACUCACUUCCUUCCGGAGAGCCGGACAGAGUGUUUGCAGCCAAGAGGAACUUCUCUUGUGGGUCUGUGGAAUUUGACGAUGCUGAUCUCGACAGUCUCAGACAGGCCUCAGGAACUCCCCAGCCUAUGCUUCGGGAACGAAAAAGCAGUAUUAGCUCCAUUUCAGGACGUGAUGACCUGAUGGAUUAUCACCGGCGGCAGAGGGAGGAAAGACUCAGGGAGCAAGAGAUGGAGAGACUGGAGAGACAGCGUCUGGAAACCAUCCUCAGUCUCUGUGCUGAAUACACAAAGCCUGACAGUCGCUUGUCCACUGGCACCACUGUGGCAGAUGUUCAGAAAAUCAACAAGGAACUCGAGAAGCUGCAGCUCUCCGAUGAGGAGUCGGUGUUUGAAGAAACCCUGGUGAGCCCUGACACAAGAUACAGGUGCCACCGGAAAGGCUCCGUGCACGAUGCAGACCUGGUCGGCUUUGGCAGCCUCAGUCAAAGCAGUGCCAGCUUCCUCACCCCCAGGAGCGGCAGGACCGAUGAACUGCUGGGUGACCUCACCAGGACUCCCCCACCACCAUCCUUUCUGAAAGCCUCCAGCGAGUCCUCUUAUCUAAGUAUCCUACCAAAGACCCCCGAGAGUAUAAGUGAAGAACAGAGGAUCCAGGAAUUGGCCGCAAUGGAAGACACCCGACUAGUAAUUCUGAACAACCUUGAGGAACUUGAAAAAAAAAUCAAAGACAUAAAUGACCAGAUGGAUGAAUCAUCCAGAGAGUUGGAUAUGGAAUGUGCUCUUUUGGGAGGAGAACAGAAAUCUGAAACAGCUGAACUUAUGAAGGAGAAGGAGAUUUUGGAUCAUCUAAACCGGAAAAUAGCAGAACUAGAGAAGAACAUUGUUGGUGAAAAAACUAAGGAGAAGGUAAAGCUUGAUGCUGAAAGGGAAAAACUAGAGAGGCUUCAGGAGCUUUACUCCGAGCAGAAGACCCAGCUGGACAAUUGUCCUGAGUCCAUGAGGGAACAGUUACAACAACAACUGAAGAGGGAUGCUGACCUACUAGAUGUUGAAAGCAAACACUUCGAAGACCUGGAAUUCCAGCAGCUUGAGCAUGAGAGCCGUCUGGAUGAGGAAAAGGAGAACCUGACCCAACAGCUCCUGCGUGAAGUGGCUGAGUAUCAGCGAAAUAUCGUGACUAGAAAGGAAAAAAUUUCUGCAUUGAAAAAGCAAGCCAACCAUGGCUCAGAGAGAACAAGAUCAUUUUGUGAAAGAAAAGAAUAAUUUAAUAAUGAUGCUUCAAAGAGAAAAGGAGAAUCUUUGUAACUUGGAAAAGAAAUACUCCAGCCUCUCUGGGGGAAAAGGGUUUCCUGUGAACCCCAGUACUCUAAAAGAGGGCUAUAUCAGUGUAAAUGAAAUUAGUGAGCCAUGUGGCAAUUCCACGAGGCUGUCCCCUUCCACUCAGUUCCCUGCUGAUGCUGAUGCUGUUGCCACUGAGUCUGCCAUGGCUGUGCUGGCGAGCCAGCCACCAAGUGAAGAGCAAAGAUCACCUGUCUGUCCUGGACUUAUGUUUCCUUCCACUCUUUCACUUCAUCCUGUCAUUCAACCUCCAUCAGCCCCUUGGCCGGAAGUCAUGGCUUCAUCUGUUGAUCCUUUCCCUUUAAAUGACACACCUCCUCCUCUACCUGCUAAGAAACACAGGAGGCAGCAGCAACCGCAGCGGGAGCCACAGCACUUUAGAAGUCUGGAAGAAAGGAAAAAACAGCAUAAAGAAGGCCUCUAUCUGAGUGACACUUUGCCUCGAAAGAAAACUACACCUUCCAUCUCCCCACAUUUCAGCAGUGCUACUAUGGGGAGAAGCACCGCCCCAAAGGCUCACCUGCCCCUAGGACAGAGCAACAGCUGCGGCAGUGUGCUCCCUCACUCGCUGGCCACCAUGGCCAAAGACUCGGAGUCCCGGAGGCUGCUCAGAGGAAAGUCCAAGAAAGGAAGAAUGAAUUCCUCAGCAGGUUAUAAUCACCAACAGAUGAGUGAAGGACAAAGGCAGAGAUCUUCCGAAUUUUACAACCGCACAGCGUCUGAAUCAAACGUCUACUUGAAUAGUUUCCAUUACCCUGAUCACAGCUACAAGGACCAGGCCUUUGACACUUUGAGCCUAGACAGCUCUGAUAGCAUGGAGACCAGUAUCUCUGCUUGUUCACCCGACAAUAUCUCUAGUGCCAGCACUUCAAAUAUUGCCAGAAUAGAAGAAAUGGAGAGACUUUUGAAGCAGGCGCAUGCAGAAAAGACACGGCUGCUCGAAUCGAGGGAACGGGAAAUGGAAGCCAAAAAACGAGCUCUAGAAGAAGAAAAACGACGCCGAGAACUCCUGGAAAAACGAUUGCAGGAAGAAACCAGCCAGAGGCAGAAGUUAAUAGAAAAGGAAGUGAAAAUAAGGGAGAAACAAAGGGCACAGGCUCGUCCUUUGACACGCUACCUGCCUGUCCGGAAGGAAGACUUUGACUUGAGGAGCCACGUAGAGACCGCUGGCCACAAUAUCGAUACCUGCUAUCAUGUAUCAAUCACAGAGAAGACCUGCCGAGGAUUCCUCAUCAAAAUGGGUGGGAAAAUUAAAACCUGGAAGAAACGCUGGUUUGUUUUUGAUCGGAACAAGAGAACGUUCUCUUAUUAUGCAGACAAGCAUGAAGCUAAAUUAAAAGGAGUUAUAUACUUUCAAGCCAUUGAGGAAGUCUAUUAUGAUCACCUCAAGAAUGCUAAUAAGAGUCCAAAUCCAUUACUCACCUUUAGUGUCAAGACACAUGACAGAAUCUACUAUAUGGUGGCCCCAUCUCCGGAAGCCAUGCGGAUCUGGAUGGAUGUUAUUGUUACUGGAGCAGAAGGUUACACUCACUUCUUAUUGUAGUGAACUGACAACAGUCCACUGCAGGGCAGACUGCAAUAAUCUUCCAACAUGAAGCCAUAUUCCAUCCCAGAUGGAAAGACCUAAGAGACCCAUUCCUUUGGUGGUUAAUGUACAACAUACACACUCAGAACUCUUUUCAUAUUAACAAGAAGUCAUUUGUAAAGAAGACAGAAGGGGUUUAAACUCAAAGCUUGAUCAUAAAUAAUAAAAGAAUUGAAGCUCCUAUGAGGAAAAAAAUUGCUAUUUUGAUAAGUAGCAUCCAUAUAGGAAUAUAUCUGGUAACUAUUCUUUUUUUUUUACCAAUUACUAGUUUUGGUGAAAUAAACUAAGUAAUUUACAAAAUGUCUGUAUAUUCUUGCAAAUAUGGGAUUAUUUAGCACCCAAACAUUGGCAUGGACAUUAUUCAGUCUAGUAAGGAACUAGUUUUUUUUUUUUAAUAAUGUAACACUUUGCUGAUGUUUAAAAAAAAAAAUACAAGAGGAUUUGGAGGGAAAAAUUGUCGUAAGAGGAAUUUUGCCUUAAUAUUUUAAUACUGCACCAAAACCAAAGAUAUGACAUGACCCUGUUUAACAGUAAUAGUUUCAAGUGUAGUGAUGAACUGCAUUUAGGGUUACUCUAUGUUUUAAUUUUAUAUUUUGAUGCCAUUAACUGCCCAGGAUAUUGAUGCUGAAGUGUCACCACCAGCAAAAGCUUCUAUCUAUCUAUCUAUCUAUCUAUCUAUCUAUCUAUCUAUCUAUCCACACUAAUAUAUACCAUAUACCCAGUUAUAUAUACUAAAUAUAAAACUGGAUAUAUAGUAAAACACUUUUUGUAAAAGAAGAGCAAAAAGAUGUGAGUUUUAGAAAGAAGCCAUCUUAGACAA
Molecule: messenger RNA, 5288 nt
Organism: Tupaia belangeri chinensis (Chinese tree shrew)
Lineage: Eukaryota; Metazoa; Chordata; Mammalia; Scandentia; Tupaiidae
Gene: PHLDB2
Product: pleckstrin homology like domain family B member 2
Biological process (GO): regulation of microtubule cytoskeleton organization
Cellular component (GO): basal cortex
Source: RefSeq, a predicted model, not a curated record